This is a messenger RNA of Aureobasidium vineae, 1191 nucleotides long. NCBI's taxonomy places the organism in Eukaryota, Fungi, Ascomycota, Dothideomycetes, Dothideales, Saccotheciaceae. The record is from the annotation of a GenBank genome assembly.
AUGCAGCAGACUCUCGCUGCCCUUGCUGCCAUUGCAGCCGUCGCUGUUGCUUCUCCCGUCGAGCCCAGAGCCAGCGUCGGCAACGUCAAGUUCUCGGUUCCUCAGGUCGCCACUGGUAACACUAAGGUCGCUGCCCCUGCCAUUGCCCUCGCAAAGGCCAUCUCCAAGACCGGUGGUACUNCCUCCUCUGUUGUCCAGAAGGCCGCCGCUGCUGCUUCGCAAAGUGGCACCGUCACUGCUAACUCGUACAACGGUGAUUCUGAGUACCUUUGCCCUGUUUCCGUCGGUGGUACUACCUUGAACCUUGACUUCGACACCGGUUCAGCCGAUCUCUGGGUCUUCUCCACUCUUCAAGCCUCAUCGCAGAGAACUGGCCACGAUGUCUACAACACUGCUGGCAAGACCAAGCUCAGCGGCCAGACUUGGGACAUUAGCUACGGCGAUGGUUCCGGUGCUUCCGGUGUAGUUUACGCCGAUAAGGUCGUCGUUGGUGCCGUCACUGCCACUUCCCAGGCUGUUGAGGCUGCAACCUCCAUCUCCGCUCAGUUCCAGCAGGACACCAACAACGAUGGUCUUCUCGGACUUGCCUUUUCGUCCAUCAACACCGUCAGCCCUAACCAGCAGACCACCUUCUUCGAUACUGUCAAGAGCACUCUUGCCCGCAAGCUCUUCACCGUCGACCUGAAGAAGGGCGGCCCCGGAUCCUACGACUUUGGCUACAUCGACACUUCCAAGUACACCGGAGCCAUCACCUACGUCCCCGUCAACACCAGAAACGGCUUCUGGCAGUUCACCACCACCGGCUACUCUGUUGGCAGCGGCUCCACCGUGUCCAGCUCCUACUCUGCCAUUGCCGACACCGGCACCACCCUCAUGCUCCUCCCCGACAACGUCGUCAACGCCUACUACGCCAAGAUCCCCAGCGCUCAGUACUCCGACAGCCAGGGUGGUUACAUUUUCUCUUGCUCUGCCACUCUGCCCAGCUUCACCGCCGUUAUCGGUGGCAAGAACUUUGUCACUCCCGGCAGCUACAUCAACUAUGCCAGCGUUGGUGGCGGCCAGUGCUACGGUGGUAUCCAGUCCAGUGCUGGUGCCGGUAUCUCCAUCUUCGGUGACAUUUUCCUCAAGGCCCACUUUGUUGUUUUCUCUAGCGAGAGUUCGACCNCUCAGCUUGGUUUCGCUGCUCAGUAG